CGUCUCCGUGCCGCUAGCGUACUUUCUCCUCAGGUCUGUCCUCAUUCACCACAGGCCUUCUCACUUCCCUUGGCUACUAAGGGUCAGCUUUUCCUGUUCCAGAUCAGCUAUAGCAAACAUUGUUCAAAAUGUCUCGCCAAGAGAGCACCACAGGCAGCCUACCAGACUUAGAAGAUGGAAGCCAUCUCAGCAGCGCCGAGGAGAGGUCUGGAGCAAUGGCGGGGAGGGAGCCAUACUUAGAUAGUGAAAUGGAGGCCUCAGAACAGAAUCUGAGAUUGACCGGAGAUGGUGACGGUACCGGGGAUGGUGGUUUCCUCAACUAUGCCAGCGUAGAAAGUCAAGGAACAGACACAGAAAAUUCAAGUGAGGACAUUGACAUUGAUAACAUAGAGGACUUUGACCAUUUCGGUAUCGGUGGUGAAAGCCUGUUCCAGUAUAAUGUGGAGGAGCAAGAGGAUGAGGAAGAGGAAGAGGAGGAGGAAGAAGUGGAGAUAGAGGAGGGAGAAGAAGAGGAGGAGGAAGAGGAGGAGGAAGAAUUGGAGAUACAGGAGGAGGAGGAAGAGGAGGAGCAGCCUCAGGCGUGUGUAAGGUGCAGUGAGACCAACCAGCAGAUUUUAGCAGAUGAGGAUCGGGCCCUGGAGGACUGGGUAUCCUCAGAGACAUCGGCCCUGCCCCCACCUCGCUGGCAAGUUCUUACUGCUCUUCGGCAGCGGCAGCUGGGUUCAAGUACCCGCUUUGUAUAUGAGGCCUGUGGCGCCAGAGCGUUUGUGCAGCGUUUCCACCUGCAGUAUGGUCUUGAAGGUCAUGCCGGCUGUGUGAAUACUGUGCACUUUAACCAGCGUGGCACUUGGCUGGCCAGUAGCAGUGAUGACUUGAAGGUGAUAGUGUGGGACUGGAUGCGUCAGCGUGCUGUACUUGAUUUUGAGAGUGGCCACAAAAAUAAUGUCUUUCAGGCUAAGUUCCUUCCUAACUGUGGUGAUUCCAUCCUGGCCACAUGUGCCCGUGAUGGCCAGGUACGAAUAGCAGAUCUAUCUACUAUGCCAUACAGCAAGAAUACUAAGCGUGUGGCCCAGCACAAGGGAGCCUCCCACAAGUUGGCUCUGGAGCCAGACUCCCCUUUUCAGUUCCUAAGUUCAGGUGAAGAUGCAGUUGUUUUCACCAUUGACCUCAGACAAGGCAGGCCAGCUUCAAAAGUGGUGGUAACCAAAGAGAGAGAGAAGAAAGUGGGACUGUACACAAUCUAUGUGAAUCCUGUCAAUACCUACCAAUUUGCAGUGGGUGGACAAGAUCAGUUUGUAAGGAUUUAUGACCAGAGGAAGAUUGAUCUGAAUGAGAACAAUGGAGUACUCAAGAAAUUUUGUCCUCAUCACCUGAUUAACUGUGAUUCCAAAGCAAAUAUCACUUGCCUCGUGUACAGCCACGAUGGCACAGAGCUCCUGGCCAGCUACAAUGAUGAUGAUAUUUACCUCUUCAAUUCCUCUCAUGAUGAUGGUGCUCAAUAUGUUAAGAGAUAUAAGGGGCACAGAAAUAAUGCCACAAUCAAAGGCGUCAAUUUCUAUGGCCCUGGAAGUGAGUUUGUAGUGAGCGGUAGUGAUUGUGGGCACAUCUUCCUCUGGGAGAAAUCAUCCUGCCAGAUCAUUCAGUUCAUGGAGGGUGAUAAGGGAGGCACAGUCAACUGUCUUGAGCCCCACCCUUGCCUGCCUGUGUUGGCAACCAGUGGCCUAGACCAUGAUGCCAAGAUCUGGGCACCCACAGCUAAAGCUUCCACUGAGCUUACUGGGCUAAAGAAUGUGAUUAAGAAGAACAAGCGCGAACGAGAUGAAGAUAGCUUGCACCACACUGACCUGUUUGACAGCCACAUGCUUCGUUUCCUUAUGCGUCACCUGACACAAAGAGGUCGCCAACGGCGCUGGGGAGAUCCUGGAGUUGGAGUCGUAGAUGGAGACUUGUAUGAGUCUUCCAGCCCCUCAGAUACGUCCGAAGAGGAGGAGAACCAAGACCGAGUUCAGUGCUUGCCAUCCUGAAGGCCUCAUACCCAUUCCAGCUAGAUGUCAGCUCUAGUACACUGGACUUUAAAAUUCAGUUUGACUAAUUUAGACUAAUUUGUUUGACUAAUUUGUUAAUUAAUAGAUUAAUACAUUUAUCUUUUGUCUUUUAUUUUCCACAAGAUAAUCUCUUCUAUCCCCUUCCUCCCUACUUCCCUUCCUUCCUCCCACAUUCUUCUUCUCUGGUUCUUUCCCUCUUAAUUGGUUUCUUUAUUCCUCUUUUAUUGCCUUUUAUCUCUAUAUGAAUGCAUAAGCAAUUUAUUUGUGCCUUUUUUCCUAUAUUCCCUUAUAGUUGACCUCGAAAGUUUCCUAAUUUUGUUGAAACAAU
Molecule: messenger RNA, 2373 nt
Organism: Microcebus murinus (gray mouse lemur)
Lineage: Eukaryota; Metazoa; Chordata; Mammalia; Primates; Cheirogaleidae
Product: DDB1- and CUL4-associated factor 8-like
Cellular component (GO): Cul4-RING E3 ubiquitin ligase complex; cytoplasm
Molecular function (GO): protein binding
Source: RefSeq, a predicted model, not a curated record